Striga asiatica is the source of this 396-nucleotide messenger RNA. NCBI's taxonomy places the organism in Eukaryota, Viridiplantae, Streptophyta, Magnoliopsida, Lamiales, Orobanchaceae. The record is from the annotation of a GenBank genome assembly.
AUGAAGAAUUUCCCGCCGAAAGGGAAAGUCUUGACGCGGGCCAUGUUUGGAGUCAAAGUGCUGACUCUAUUCGUUUGCAGUAUAUUCGUUGCAGCAUUCUCGGGCUCGGGGGAGAAGCUGAUUGAUUUACGAGUUGUCCCUGAGGUUUGCUCUUGGGCCGAGGCUGUUUUCGAUCUUCAGAAUUUCGUGAAUGCGGAAAUAAGAAAGGAGUUCGCGGUGUUGAGAGAGGUGGAGAAUGUGUACUCGGUGGUGAAUAAGUUGUACCUUGUUGUGCAAGAUGGUGUUCGGGAGGAAUCUGAGAAAAAUUUGAUAAAAGUUGUGUCGGAUUUGGAGGAUAAGGGUGAGAAGCUGUAUUUGGGGCUUAACGAGCUUGCGAAGGAAGUGGACGACACAUAA